Pyricularia grisea is the source of this 384-nucleotide messenger RNA. RefSeq lists its product as uncharacterized. Gene Ontology annotation, cellular component: membrane. Bases 1 to 384 code for a protein of 127 amino acids. Gene Ontology annotation, molecular function: ABC-type transporter activity. The record is from RefSeq and is a predicted model, not a curated record. NCBI's taxonomy places the organism in Eukaryota, Fungi, Ascomycota, Sordariomycetes, Magnaporthales, Pyriculariaceae. The transcript is spliced from 2 exons.
AUGGGUCUUUACAUUAAUGCGGAGCAUACCGGCGUUGUUCACUCGCGCGGUAUCGCCAUGUUCCUCAAAACCUGGGGUUCCUUUAUUUUCUCCAUCACUUUUGGGUUCCUGAUAAGUGCUGGAAUCGGCACGGAAGAGGUGUCGGGUGGAAUGAUGAACCUGUUCUUCAUGAUGUUCGCCUUUGCUGGCGUGCUCGCCGAGCCUGAGGAGCUACCCAGCUUGUGGAUCUUCAUGCACCGGGUGAAUCCAUACACUUUCCAGGCUCUCGUCGCCGCUCCGCUGGCAGAUGCACCCAUAUCAUGUAUCGGAAGUGAGAUGGUGACGUUUGAGGCGCCCUCAGGAGAGUCUGCAACGCUCACUUGGAUACAUGAGGUAAAUCGGUAG